UUGAGCGAGAAAGUAAACGCUCGCUCGAUUUUUAGUUUAUUAAUUUAUUUGUGCUAAAACGAAGUUUUGCAGUUUAGUGAAGUUGAUUUGUGUAUUGUUCACCCGUUGCAAUGGCUAUGCAACCUCACAGUAAAAAAAGAGUGUGCUAUUAUUACGACAGUGAUAUUGGCAAUUAUUAUUAUGGCCAAGGUCAUCCUAUGAAGCCUCACCGUAUACGUAUGACUCAUAACUUGUUGUUAAAUUAUGGAUUAUAUAGAAAAAUGGAAAUUUAUAGACCACACAAGGCAACUGCCGAUGAAAUGACCAAGUUUCAUUCAGAUGAUUAUAUCCGCUUCUUAAGGUCCAUUCGGCCUGAUAAUAUGUCAGAAUAUAACAAACAGAUGCAAAGAUUUAAUGUUGGUGAAGAUUGUCCAGUUUUUGAUGGAUUAUACGAGUUUUGUCAACUGUCCGCGGGUGGUUCAGUUGCUGCAGCUGUUAAACUAAAUAAGCAGGCCUCUGAAAUUUGCAUAAACUGGGGUGGGGGCCUCCACCAUGCAAAGAAAUCGGAAGCAUCAGGUUUCUGUUAUGUGAACGACAUUGUCCUGGGAAUCCUUGAGCUACUAAAAUACCACCAGAGGGUGCUGUACAUAGAUAUUGAUGUCCACCACGGGGAUGGGGUGGAAGAAGCUUUCUACACUACUGACAGGGUGAUGACAGUCUCAUUUCAUAAGUACGGAGAAUAUUUCCCAGGGACAGGCGAUUUGAGAGACAUUGGCGCGGGAAAAGGCAAAUACUACGCAGUGAACAUUCCCUUACGCGACGGUAUGGACGAUGAGUCGUACGAGUCUAUAUUUGUGCCCAUAAUAUCCAAAGUGAUGGAAACAUUCCAGCCAAGUGCUGUUGUAUUGCAGUGCGGGGCUGAUUCACUCACAGGUGACCGAUUGGGAUGCUUCAAUUUGACAGUACGUGGUCACGGUCGCUGCGUUGAACUAGUGAAGAGAUUUGGUCUACCGUUCCUACUUGUUGGAGGAGGAGGUUACACAAUCCGCAAUGUAUCUCGGUGCUGGACAUAUGAAACAUCCGUUGCCCUCGGUGUGGAGAUAGCCAAUGAGCUGCCCUACAAUGACUACUUCGAAUACUUCGGCCCAGACUUCAAGCUUCACAUAUCUCCCAGUAAUAUGUCCAAUCAGAACACACCAGAGUAUUUGGAGAAGAUAAAGAAUAGGCUCUUCGAAAAUCUACGCAUGUUGCCGCACGCACCUGGUGUACAGGUGCAAGCUAUACCUGAAGAUGCGGUUAACGACGAGUCUGAAGACGAAGAUAAAGUUGACAAAGACGAACGGCUACCACAGAGUGAAAAGGAUAAGCGUAUAACGGGUGACGGCGAGCUGUCGGAGUCAGAAGAUGAAGGCGAUGGGCGCCGCGACAACCGUUCGUACCGCGUGCCGCAACGCAAACGGCCGCGUUUGGACAAAGACGCACAGCCUAAGGACGACGUUAAAGCUGACGACGCAAAGGACGACGUGAAGAACGCGAGCAAUAUGGAAGAGCAAAAGAAAGAAGUGACGUCUAAUGCUUGAUCCGCGCAAUAAGUGACAGGUGUUCGUUGCAUCCACUAAACGAAGGCCAACGAAAAGAGAUAAUUAACAAACGUUGACAACAUUUGCGUGCGAGUGAAAAGGACGCAGAUACUGUCCUUCUCACUACCUCCUUCCGUCUCUCACACGAAAACAAACGUCAAAGUUGGUUUAUAUUAAUAAUCUCAUUUCGUUUGCUGCAUUUUAGAUGGCCUUACAGUAAUCUUGUCGUCGAUUGGAACUCGUACAAUAUGGCUCUGACUACACGAUUUCCAAAUCAUCAUACCAACCCAUUACCGGCCCACUACAGGACAUGGGUCUCCUGCCUCAUUGAGAAGGGGUUAAGGCCGUAGAUUUCCUUAUAUAUGCAGAAAAUUCCUCUUGCGGCUACUUUUUCAAUGGACGGUUCUCUAACAGACAUGACACUAAUUUCAAAAUUCAAGCAUUUUAAGGUAAUUUUUAAAUUUUACUUCUCUCUGAUACUGCACUGUUGGUAGGGCAUUGCGAAUAUGAUAGGCAGUCAAACAAAAUUUUAAAACAUCAUCUGAAACUGGAAUUGGAUAUGAACAUGCUGUAAGAGCCUAAUUGAGUAUGGAACUGUUUGUAAAUAAUGUUCUGAAGUGGUUAAUUAAAAGCGUAAACCAGUUUUGGUAAAACUCUACUGAAUACCGAGAAUUAAUUUAAUUGUUAUGAUCGUCUUAAAUAUGUAUUGAAGGUUUUUUGAUAUUUCAUCAUCCUAAUCAAGUCAAGCUAUUUACGUCGCUGUAGUACCAACCCUAGGUCUAAACAAUUUUUUUAUAUAUUUUGACUUAUUAUUAUUAUAGACGAAACACCACUAAAACUUCAAAUUAUACGUUUGGUCACCUUAGAUUUUAAAGUGUAGUGUAGUAUCCGGGGUUUAGUUAUGUGCUAUCCUCUUUGAAUAGAUCGAAAUAUGUUAUUUAAAAGUGUAGAGGCAAAAAGCCCACGUGAAGUUUAUUAAUAUAGGCAACAAGGCGUUUCAAGUUUUGAUGCGAAACAGCAAAUACAAUUUUUUUUAUUUAAAAUGUAACACACUUUUUGAAAAGAGCUGCUAAAAACGGACCAGGUAUAUCUCAGGAUUACGAAUUUGAGUAAACAUGAAGGGCGUAGCACUAAAAGUUGACAGCAAUAAAUAAAUAAAUAAUAAUAAAAGCAAAAAUAUCAAAUAAUCCAACUCCGAAUGGCUCACUCUGUUCCACUACUGGCUGUAAUACAUUAUUUGAUCGAUAUAACUACCGAGUUCAGUCAAUAAUCGCCGUUGGUUGCAAUAUGAUUAUCACACAUAGAGUGGCAGCAAUAGUUUUAGGUAUUAAUUUAAAAAAAGUUCCAACUAAUAUGUUAAUUUAAAUAUAAAAAUUAAAAAUCUCCAAUAUUAUUUUAAUUUGCAUUUACAUAUCCUGGUACUAAUUUUGUUGUAAAUAAAUCUCUAAACUAAACGAAAGUAUAAAAAUAGUGCAAUCCUUUCAGGUCUAUUAAAUGUGUGACCUUGCACUGGAAUUGUGUGGUUAGUUUAGGCUUACUUCGCCAGCCCACAACUGCAUGUCAUUUUCUUAGAAACUGCUAAAAACAAGACAUUUUCGCGCCGAUUGAACAAGACUGAAUUGUACCGAUUAUGCCAGCCGUAUUUAAGCAAAUAUUGCCUUUAAGUUAGAAAGUCCGCUUAUUCUCUCAUGUCUUAUUAGGUAAAAAAUUCUAUCAUUGCUCUUUAGUAUAAAAUUUAUUUAAAAAAAGGCAUUUAUCGUGGUUUUUCUCAGUUCAUUCAUGCGAACAUACAUUUAUAAAAAUAUUUUUUAUGUUAAGUAUUUUUUUUUUAUUUAUUUAAACUCACUUGUUUUUUUUUUAAAUUGUUACUACUUUAUAGUGAACUGUGAAGAUUGUUUACAUGGUAAGAUAGGUCAGACAAAAUAGAGUACACGUAUUACGUGCUUCCGUUCUCAUCUGCCGUCAUCCGUAGCUUCGCUGGAGAGUUGCGGGCGUUUAAGAUAGGACGACUCAGAUGAUACCAGCGGUUUUAUGGAGCACUCAUGUCCAACGAAACUAAUCCACGCCUAUAGUCACGUGGGAGACAAAAUAUACAAUAAUGUGUUUAUUUGAUUUUCUUUCGUGACGCGUAAUUAAGUUGCAUAUCUCGACAACGUUAAUGGUUUUCAUAAGUUUAUUUUUGAGUUAUUCAGGUACAGCACUAUGAUUGAGUAAAAUGGUUCUAGUGUCCCAUGUUUUAAUAGGUACAUUUUGUACAACCGUUUUUGUUUUGCUAUGGGGCUACAAGAUGUAUGGAGGAACUUAAAGCUUCAAAACAUGUGACUUUAGUUUCAUUUUAAAACAAGUGCCAUUUAACUCAGAUGUUUAUCAGAAGCUUCGAUGCCUAAAUGACGUCGAGAUGUACUACUCAUACUACCUAAGUUUAUUUGUAAUUAAAGUAAGACACAAUUUUAGAUAGCGAGUUAAUAUUUUGUAAUAAGUAAGGUUUCAAAAUUCUCUGUAAAUAAAUAAUAUUUUUUACAAAAUUCAAUUCUGUAGUGAUAAAUUUAAACUUAAAAUUAAUAAUAAUUUCGUAUUUAACUAUUAUAGUAAUAAUAACGAUUUUUACAUAGGGGGUUUAUGCGAUCUCAAGUUUUAUGUAAAAUGUGUGCGUUUUUUUGCUUAAGUGCGUUCGAAAAGAUAUCAGACAGACAUUUAAACUUGCAGCCAUAUGCAUCAAGGCAUUGCAAGACAGGCGAAGACAAUGCCAAGACUGUUCGAACCAACGCCGAUUGGGAUUAAAAGUACGCAAGUAGCAAAUUUUCAAGCAACUAAGUAAAAUUGGACCCAUUGGUUUGCUGAGGUCCUUUUUAUUUCGCACUUUAAGUAUGAAAUCGUACCUAUAGUGGUUGAGCUCGAUGUCAGCACUAAUAUAUUCGAAUAUAUGUAACUUAAGUAAAAUGAGUGCCUUGAAGUUUUUAAGUAUUGUCGUAUUACUUGAUUGUUUUUGUGAGUGUGCGUGAUUUGACUGGCAAUUAUCGGUUCGCGCGCUUAAUUAAAUGGUGCCAGCAGCGUCAGCUUUAAGCAUUCACUCGCUUUGCCAGUAUGACUAUGAUAGUUUAGUGUUUUAUGAGCGGUUCGGUAUGAUGUUUAAGUUGAGUUUAGCUCAGACUAUCGAAGUGUAGGUUAAAUAUAACUACGCAUACAUUACUGCUCAGGAGAAAAUACAAACUUAUAAUACGCUGGUACAGUAGCCAUCUUAUUAAAUGUAUUCAUUUACAGUGUCGUCUAGGUCUUUAGCGCUGUUCACAGAUUGGCUGCCUAUUCCGCUUAUAUGGCUCGUUCCCACCACUAUAGCUCAAAUCAUACUUAAUUUGUUUCAAAUAUAAUAAAGCAAUGCCAACGAGACGAGAAACUUCAGUUAUUUUAACCUUGUAUUUCUUCACGUUGGUCUUACUUUAAUAUAAUUUGUUUUAGUUAGAAAAUAGUUAUUGUGUUUUUCAUUAUAGAGUUCCUUUUGGUUAAUUAUAUAGGUACGGCAGGAUGCCUAUAUUAUACUAAACAAAAUAAAACAUGACAUUGAUUAUGUGACCUCUGUAAAAAAAUUGAAUAAACAAAUUAUUGUUUGUAAAAACAUUUUCAACGCAAACUAAGCGGUCCUUAUUGAAAAUGUCGUAUUGGCUUAAGUAGAUCGAAGGUGUUGUAAGUAAAACGAGGUAGAUAAGUAAUAUGUGUUUUAAAAGCACUUACAAACUUAGCUAACUAGCCAACUUUAGUUUUGCGUCUCAAAUGUGUGCGACGUAUCCCUAUCGUCUUCUUUUUCUACUUGCAUUUUUAAUUUGAAGGUCUUUCCUUGAAAUUGCGAUUUAUGCUACCUCUUUUUAUUUAAACGUCAUUGAUGUAGAUACAUGAAAUAAUGUUAGAUAGGUAUUAUUUUUAUAUCUAAAAUAAUUAUGAAUUAUGUAACUGUAAUAUUAAAUUAAGAAUGAAAAUAAAUGUCCUAAUUACAAGAACAUAAAGAUGUGUUGAUUAUUUUGGUUUGAAAUUUCUACAGCUUUCUGGCAAACUACAAAUAAAAGUUGUGAAUUAAAUAAUUUUUGUGUUUAAUAAAUAAAGCAAGAUAUAUUUCAUAAAUGUCAAUAUGUAAUGGCCAACCAAACUGUCUACGUUCACAGGAGACAAACUUGCGUUCUCCGUGGCGAAUAGGCACAAAUUAAAAGUCUACAGAAACAUCUUUUGUUCGUUUUAUUAACGAUCUACUGUCAUUCUUUGUGGCACUGAAGUAAAUUUUUAUUUGAUAUUUAGAGUUUCUAUCUAAAGUAUAAAUACCAUAGAACUAUCCCAAGGCAGAUUGAUUCGAAACGUUUACUUUCCUAUCGUACGUGUCUAGAUUUAGAUAGAAUUGACUCGCCAAUAUCGUGGUUUGUUUAUUUAUUAAAUUAUUUUAUGUUCAAACUUCAAUUGUUCAUUUUAUGCAACAGGAUUUAAUAUAAGACUGUAAAUACUAGGUAUUCUUAUUUUUAUUUGUUGAAUACAUAUUGUGUCCAAA
This is a messenger RNA of Pararge aegeria (speckled wood butterfly), 6087 nucleotides long. RefSeq names its product histone deacetylase HDAC1 (gene HDAC1). Bases 111 to 1559 code for a protein of 482 amino acids. NCBI's taxonomy places the organism in Eukaryota, Metazoa, Arthropoda, Insecta, Lepidoptera, Nymphalidae. The transcript has 11 exons. Gene Ontology annotation, molecular function: histone deacetylase activity. The record is from RefSeq and is a predicted model, not a curated record.